AUGGAAGCCGUACGAAAGCGUCCGCCACGCGCUAAAGCCGCCAAGAAGCCGCCGAAGCAGCAGGAGGUGGACGCAGCACCGAGUUUCAGCGAGGACGAGGAGGACGCCGCAGUGCAGGCCGCGAUCGCUGAGCUGGACGCUGAGACAACGGACCAGGAGAUCCGUCGCAACGAGGAAGACCUGAUGACCUUAUUACAGGACGGAGGAAGGGAGCAGGAGCUUCUGGUCGCUGAAGGAGCAGACUCGCAACCUCCCAACAAUGAUAAUGACAGGGAAGAGAAGGACCUCGAGGAUAAAAGUACAGAUGCAGGCGCUCCAAUCAUCUCUCCAAUACUUGAUAAUGGACACGCAGAUGCUGCUCCGUCCGCUCCAGUAUUUGAAGAAGAAGAGGAUGGGCCGGACCAGUUGCCGCUGCAGCUGACGCCUAGCGCGCCGUCUCCGCCGAUGCGGACGACGAUGCCGCGUGCUUUCCACGAGAUUUCCGUGUCUGCAACGGAGCCGUCAGCGCCUCCGAGCUGCGACGACGAGGUGGAAGUGGUGGACCCCUCGCGUACGACUCCGUCAGCGCCGUCGCUGUCGCCUACAGCGUCCAAGAAACUGCGUCGAGUCGUAGCGUCCCCGAGAAAUCCUGCGAAAUCGAAUCCGGUGGCGAGAAUGCCGACGAAAUCCGUGACGACAGCGACGGUGGAAGGAGCGACUGCAGCAGUGCGGAGCUCGUUCGCCAAGUCCCACCUGGCCGAGAAGGAGACGGGGAAACACAGCAUCUACCCGUCGAUGCCGAAGCCAGCUGAGUCGACCGAGCGAGGCGCAGAAGCAAGUUACGAGCAGCUGCUGAGGAAGAAGCAAAUCCGCGUCAAGCUGGAGCCUUUUGUCAACUACGAGAUGAACUUGAUGCGAGCGGAGGCGUCGCAGAAGCGUCAGGAGAUGAAGAUGCGGCACAUUGAGACCAACAAGGGCGAAUUGUAUGCGCGGAUAGAGCGCUACUUGUUCUCCGAGUACAUUUUACACAACGCGGCGCACACGAUGGACGAGUACAAGCAGAAGAUCGACGUGCUCGUCAAGAAAGUGUGGACUUUGGAGAAGAAGCGCGUGUCGUCAGCGAAGCGCUGUGGCGACAACGUGGAAAUCGAGCAGCAGAUGGAGUUCCAAACCGCCAGGCUGGAGACUCUGCAGCUGGAAAGACUGAAGACUCAUCUGGACAAGCUACGGCAACUGCGGACGGUGGAGGCGUCCAUCCACACGUUUGACCGGGCGAUCUCGUACUUGCACGUGGAGCAGUAUCUCAACAGUGUGUUGCAGGAGCCGACCCUCGUCGGGUUCCUGAACAAAAUGAGCUCGUCGUGUGGCGGCAGCAGCGGCAUCGACGACUUAGAUCUGGUUCCAGAAGGUGCGAAUUUCUACGAAGGGAUUCCUCAGGGCUCGUCGUUUGCGACGUCUGUGGACCACUUGAAAUACUGCUUGGACGUGCUGAUUUUCUUCGAGAAGAAGGUGACACUGGGGGAAGAAGGAGUCUUUGGACGCGUCCCACAGUCGUUCUAUCGUGGCGAGCUGAUCUGGCACAGCUCCCAUGCUAAGACGCACUACAGCGCUGCUGGGAUGGAGCGCAAGAUCAAGUGCUACGCCUGUGGCAGCUUGAAUGCGCCUAUGAAGUCGAAGCAGUGGUGCAAAUUGUGCCAGAGCUGCGAUGUGGUGCUGUACAUCCCGCCGUCUUCGGUCUCGACUAAGUCCACAGAGUGGUUCACCAGUGUGCUGCGCUUCCGCCAGUCGCUGCAGAAGUGGAUUUCGACCUGUAUGCAGAGUCUGAUGCGCACCAAGUCGCUGCAGAAUAUGCCGUAUCUCCUGAUGCACGUGAUGUAUCUACCUCGGAUCUCCACGGACGAGCGCUCGUGGUUUCUGCGCUUCCUGCAGUUCCCGCGUGCGAUGGUGCGAACGGAUGGCUCUCUACGCAGUGAAUGGAGCGAAGACCUCGUGGAUCAUUACAUUGCGAUGCUACAUCUGGUGUUCCACCCCGAGAAGCUACGGCGGAUGUCGGUCAUCGUGUCCAGCGGACCACCCAGCGGCGCUAAAGCGGCAAAGAGUGCGGAGGUCGGUGUAGCCGACAAGAAAGGCCUGGUCUCACCUGAGUGGGUGCUGCUGGAGAACCCGGAGAUGCUGGACCGGUAUUUUCUCUCCGACGAAGACUUCGUGGCAGUGCUGAAUCAGUUUCCCAACACCUUUGCAUUCGGACAGCUAUUUAGCUGCACUUCGGACGUCAAGAAGUGUUUCAGUCGAGCGUUGACUUUGGUGGUGGAGCUGACGCACAGUUUGCGAGCCUUUCAGGAGUUCGAGAAGCUGCCGACGCGGAUCGCGCAGCUCCUGGGUCAGUUGUUGUCUGACGCGGCUGAGCUCCCGGGAUCGGGUCGCCCGUCUGAUUCUUCGAGCUUAAAAGACGCGGUCUUCUAUCCGACGCUGUUUGACCAACUGUUUCUUACGAGUCUGCACGGUCUCAUGGCAGCGGAUUGCAAUCGCGUGGCCUGGAGAAGUUUGAGUUUAUUUCCUUUCGGCUCGUUGUCUGAGCUGGCCAAGUGGGACGUGCUGGCUCUGCUGCUCUUCAACCUCCACAGUCUUCCGCUGGAGGCGAAAACGGCGUCGGGGUGGAUGCAGUUUAUUGGCAAACCGACGUCUCAAGGCGUGGACACGAAGGCUUUGGCACGUCGACAUCUAUACGACUUGAUCGAGGCCGACACGGAGAGUGCCAUGCACUUGUUGAACGCGGUAGCUAGUCUGGCUGCGUCAUGCCAGUCUGGGACUGCGGGCGAGCGGCAUGACCUCGUGUCUGUGGCGGUGCACGAGUUGUUCAUGGCAGGAUACACAGUAAAGCCAUGUCAACAGGCUCUAGGCGAGAACGGCGAGCGCGCGGCAGGCCCUCUAAGCACCAUCUGCUUGGCCCACCCGUGGGUCCUCUCGCUGCUGAUCACGCUGCUUUUCAAGUUUCACGAGUGCGCUGCCACGUGGAUUCACAUCUUUGAGACGUUCCCGAUCAAUCGCUGGAUGCCCACGCCCCAGGACUUGUUGAACUUACAGGAAUGGCUGCUGCUUGAGGACACUACCGCUCCUCGUAGUGCGCUUGCUCGCUUCCUGUUGGACCACAUCAAUUGGGAGUAUGACGUCAAGUUGCAGCGCUUGUUCACAGAUGCAAUGCUGCAUCGGCAGGUAGCGCUCAUGGUCGCGGAAGCUCUGGUGCUGUACAAGACGAGGAAAGAGCGGGCAAGUGAUCCCGAGUCCGCGAUCGUGCUGUCUGGCGGUGGCUCUCCACAGAAACUCGAAGUGACGUCAAUUGCCAAGUCGAUUCGUCGUGCGUUGUGGCUGGAGGAGACGGUGGAUUUCGAAAAGUGGUGCUGGAAACUGAUGCUCAAGUUGAGGUUUUACUCCCCGAAGACCCACGAGCCGUUGCUGCCACUGAUCGACCUUCGUCAUGAUCGCUCCAGGGAAGCGUUGACUUUGCGUCGAUGGUUUGCUGGGGCCUCCGUGUUGCGGGUGCUUUCUUCUCGGAAAGUCUUCCCGUUCUAUACGUCGCUGGAGGAGCACGUGGCGCACUACGGAGUCGGCGACAGUGAGCGACGUAGGACAGCAGAUCCAGCGAUGGAUGGCAGCACUGGCGCUCCUAUUCAGCAGGAAGCACGCCUCCUUUUGACGCCUCAGAACCCCAGAGGAAUGGACAUUGAGUCCACCGUUUCAGCCACGGCAGCGCCACGCACAGAGCCCAUUGUGGCCUAUGUGGUCUGCCAGAUGACGACGUUUGUGUUCAGUGACCGUCUCGAUCGCUGGGAGCCUCUUCUGGUAUUGCUCAAGAGCGAGUUCUUCCCCGCUGCGGUCAAGGUGCUGGAGAACUUCUUCCCGAUCUUGUCUCGACUCGACAAACUGAAAGACUGCCCAGCAGAAAGCGAGAGUGAGUCCAAGACGGCGACGUCGAACAGCGAGGACGAUGCGGAGGCGACGUCAUCCUCGGACGAGGUGGAAGCUGAAGAAGACGGCGAUUUGGUUGCGGACUUGGACAACGAGCUGGAGGCGUGUAUGGCAGCGAUGCAAGCUCUCUCUACCGACGAGCUGCUGAGUCUGCUGGGCUCUUUGCACGAGUUCUCGUACAUCAACACAGACGAGCUUCAUCGCAUGCAGGAAGUGCUGAACAAAGGCUACAUCGGCGGGUGGGAGAGCACGGCGAAGGAGCGGAUCCUGGCGAAGCUUCGCUUUGUGCGUGAGUGCAGUCGCUACUUGCACCCUGUGGUGCUGCCUGCUCUCAUCAACGAGUGCUUUCCUCAGUCGAGUCCCGUAUCGGUCACGACGUCUGCGUUGUUUCACGGUGCCAUGUCGUGGAUCUCGUCGGCGUUGGGUGGAGAAAACAGCACAGGAGCGUUGUCACCGUCAGCUGCGUCAUCGACGAGUGCAGCGUUAUCGAUCCGGAACUCUUCGCUGACUGCCACGACAGCGUCUCUAGCGAUGAUUUCCGGCACUGAGUACUCCACGUCGACGAAAGCGUUGUGUGCGCUGAUCCGACGCUCCUUCGAGUACUCUGUGGACGACUCGACGCUCACGCAGGCGAUGACGUUCUGGGUGAAGGCGCUGCUGCAAGUUCCGUUCUGGUACGAGAAUGCUGCCUUCCGACAUGUCUUGGACGUCAUGUUGCACUGCAGCAUGGAGAACUCGUAUGAAUCUUCUCUGGUGAAGAAUAAGACGAGGAGUAGAGAUACGUCCGACGUGUUGUACGAGCUGGUGGCUCUGAUUGAAGCUGCGUUCGACUCUUACUGUCAGCGGAUUGCACGGAGAGAAGAAGACGCAGGACAGCCAGAGCAGCAGUUCCUCGAGAAUGAGCCUGUGAUUGUCAUGAGUUUCCUCCCAGCGGCAGCGGCGUCAGCGACGUUUGCGUCGAUUUUUGGAGGUUCGUUCGACGUGGCGCAGUACGUCAGUGGGUGUCCGUCUCUGGCGCUGUGGAGCUUGCUGAUUGAAACGCGCAAAGAAGUGCCGCUGUUCCUCGCGAUGGGCCAACUGAUGAUCAGGUACGAGCCUAAGACGAUGAAGAAGCUGGAGAAGAUGAAGACGACGGAAGGUAGACUUGGUGCUGCACUCAGUGCAGUGCGAGAAGGGAAGAGUGUGGACGACCAAGCGGAGGAGACGAUCUAUGACGCGUCUUCAAGCUCUUCGCGUUUCGGGAACCCGCUGACGUUUGGCCACACGAGUCUGGAUUCCUUGUCGCAGUACAAGAUCUAUCGCUGGUGCAACUACUGUCUGGAUCUACCAGAGUCGGAGCCCACUCAAAUCAUCUACUGGCAGGUGUUCUUCGCGCUGUACUUUGCCACUGCUGGCGGAUCACACGUCUUUGGCCACCACUUCCUCGAUCGUACAGGGCGUAGGCCCAAGCGUGUGCAUUUGAGGAAACAUCUGCAAGGUAAACUACGAAAACUCGUCAACUACUGCUCCACGCAAGCCCAAGUGGUGCUCACUGCCACGAGUGGCUCCGGUAAUGGCGCUUCGAGUGGUGUGGGCUCAGCUGUGGAGCUGAAGGAGCGGAAAUAUGCUCAUUACGUGGCUCUCUCACAGCUGUACACGGCUAUGGAUGCGUGGAUGGAGGAAAAGGACCCGAACCAGUGGCUGAAGGAGCAGGAACUGUCGGGCUUACCGCGUCAUUACGAGGUGGAGCGACUUAAAGACGUCUUGCGGCUCAGUGAUGCGUUGCUAAACUCUCCUUGCGAUCAAAUGAACUGGCCGGACCUGCCGCUGUGGACGAAUUGGUGUGGCUUCGAGUUUACUCUGAGGCGGACGACUCCAAAGGUGAAUGUGGGCGACGAUAUUGAUGGCAGUAGGGACACUGUGACGCCUUCGCUGUCAACCCCACUAGCUUCAGUUGGCGAAGAAGACGACUUUGCGUUUGUGGAAGAAGCUGCGGAACUAGCACGACGACACAGCAGCUUUGGAGGGCUGGCGGGGCUGAACAGCCUCACUAUCCGCCCCCUACCUUUACUGCCGGAGCUGUGCGGACCCUCAAGCUUAACGCCACUUCCGACAGUGUCCGUUGUCAUGUCGAAGGAUCGGUGCGUCAUCACCCCGUCCAUCCCGCUGAACAAGGCAGGCUUGAAGGCGGUGGCGAUGAAAUUCUCGGAGAACUUGUCGGUUCUGGUGGCGCUGGACUCUGAAAUGGUGGAUAGCGUCUCUCAGCUUUACGUCAGCAAGGCGAGGACUGUGACGCAGAGUUUGCCGUGUCCUGAGGGAGCGAACUGCAGCUGCCCGGCGGCGUUCAAGUUUGAGUUUCUGGAGUGGAUGAUGGAUUCGAGAAUGGACGACACAGUCCAGUCGAUCCGCGCACAGGGCGAACGCUGCGAUAUGCCGUCGAUGCUGGUGACGAAUGUGGUGCCUUCAAUACGUGAGCACGAGGGCAGUGCGGUCUCCGUAACCUCGUGCGCAGCAGAGCACUUUCUACAGCUCGAUGGGGACGGCUUCAUGCUGUCACUUCAGAUUCUGCUGGUUGAUCAGGUUGUGCGAUCAUUGGGGAUUGAGCACGAGAAGCUUCAGCGCUUGAAGAAAGCACAGGAGAGUGAACUGCCGUUGGAUAUGCCGAAGAUCGAGGAGACAGUGGAGGGCAGCAAGGAGGCAGAGGAGGAGGCUGUGGAGAGUGUAGAACUCACGCCUAUCCAGAGGACGGAACAGGAGAUGGAGCGCUUGCACAGCAAGGGACUCGAGUGGUUCCGUCUACUCACUGAACUGGACACUAAGCUGUCACGCAUGGUGCCUCCGCUACGAGAAGCGCUUUGGCGAUCCAUUAAGCAGCUGGGAAUGAGCUUUGUGUGUAUCGACGAGCGAGAGACGUGCACUCUGCUCCAACUCAUGCUCGAAGACCCGUCUCGGAUAAACUUGCUGAGCGAGUGUUUCUCUCCGGCUGCCGCUCCCUCUCGUUUUGUCGAGAUGUUUGCCAAGCUGAUGAGUGCAAGCAGUUCCUCGAAGCUCUCGAGUGAAGAGAAGCUCACUCUGCUGCGUCGAUUUGAUUUCCAAGCGUGGCUGCAGACGAAGAGUCCACUGACACCCACGAAGUUUGACCGCGACACCGUCUUGUGCAUAAUUCUAGGCGAUAUAAGUCGCCAGUUUCCAGCAGACCGCAGCGUGGUGGAUACUGGUAGAAAAACCAAGGACACGACGGCUUCCAAGCAUUUGGACGAAGUGCUGCGUGUGUACGCGAAGGUUCUGCAGCUGAUCUGCUCGGCGCAUCUGGAAGACCAUGUGGAGAAGGUGGUGCACGCUUUGGUUGGCGUCCACGACGACUAUCGGUUCCAGACGUCAAGUGUGGGUAAUGCAGAGCAGGCUGGGGGUAGUGAGGAAUCCAGUGCUAUAGGACUGACGACGUUGCCACGUCCAGUGGACGCUGUGGUUUGGGAAGCGUUGGUGGGGAUUCCGUUGGCUGCCUGGAAGGAACUGCCGGUUAUGGAGGUCGAGACUUGCGUGUCAUUUCUGAGCCAGCACAUGACGUCGCUGCGAUGGCAAGGCGGCAUGUCCUCUGGCAGUAACGGCACAACUGGAGGUGAGCUGCUAAGAGGAAAAGAGACGUCCAGUGCGUCAAUCAACUACCCGAUCGUGUACUGGCAGCGUCUUGGCGUCCUCAAGAGUUUCCUGGACGUGUUCACGCUGUGCUGUCGUGUGGCUCCAGAGCGGCAGCAGUGGAAUUUGAUCACUGCGUUCUUUGAGCCGCUGCUCUCGACGCUGUACCAGCCAGCUACGAACACCGAAGGCUCAGCGAUCAGUGCGCCGUGGUCGGAGCAAGACACGCUGUCGACUGGGACAACCAUCUGCUCGUGCUUUGUCGCUACGUGCUCCGAGUACCUCAAGCCUCGCGCGAUGGCGUCAAGCAGCAGCGAUACGGAGCUGACGCAAACGGCGAAGCUGUCGCAGAUCUGGUCGUUCUACCUGACGGUGCUGGUUCCUCACGCUCCGACUCACAUCUGCAAGCAUUUCCACCAGUUCGUGACGCGGUUGGCGUGGGAGCACUGGUGCCUGACGCUGGAGAUCGUGCAGCAGAUGCGGGAACUCGUUCAGACGGAGAAGCAGCAGCUCACUGGAGCUGCAAGUGGUGCUAGCGACCGACUGGUUCCCCUGCUGCACUCGACUUUGUCUCCGUAUCCGUUUGUGUCGUGGCUCGUGCGUGACGUGCUGUGUCGUACAACGUGGAAGGCUACGGACGCGUGGUUGGAAGCGCAGAGCGAGUCUGUGUGCUCCUCGUUCUUGCUAGAGUUCGCCAAGCUGUGCGUCGAGUUGGUGCUGGACAUGCCUCACUUCCAAGUCAAGUCUGGCCACGCGGCGUCGACGAAUGUUCUGCCUCCGUACUUUGUCAACUUCAUCAAGCAGCAGUCCGCGUUCUGGGCCAAGUGGAAGAUGACGAUGGCGGACUUGGAGACGCUGCAGCGCUUCACGUUGGGCGCGUUGAAGGAGCCUCUGGCAAGUCGAGCGAGAAGCAGCACAGCUGUCGUGUCGACUGGGCCUUUCCCAGCGACACCAGGCGCUGCGAUGAUGCAGGAUGCGUUCACGAGACUUCAGUUGGUCCUUCGCUUGUGCGGCCAGAUCACGACCCUGCACCACGACAAGCUGCCCAAGCCCGAGAGUCUGCAGCAAGUCGAUCUCGUGUUGAAGCUGCUCUUGGGCGUGUUCGAAGUGAGCGAUCGUGGCGGUCUCGAUGGGAAUCGCUACACUUCGGAGCACGCCGCAUGGCUCAUGGUUUUGUACGGAGCGAGCUGCACGGCGCUGUAUGAGAAGCUGGACGAGAUCGUGCACUUCUACAAGCCCGAGCACGGCAAAGACAGCGGCGGUGACGGCGUUGAUGUGGCGAGGGAAGGAGUGUCGGAAGAAGACUUGACAGGGACGGUCGAAGCAGUGCUGCGCUUCUGCAAUCUGUCGUUGGUGGAGCCUUUCUUCAGGCAGAUGCAGAGCAGUCCAACGUCAGGCAGUGGAGGCGGUGCGAGCGCUUCGUCUUCGUCGGGCAGUGGCGCGUUGAACUGGAACAAGUGCGGCAACGUGGUGUUCGUGGAGAUCGACGCUCUGGUGCGCGACUUUGCGUCGAGUCAGAAGGCGCGGCAGCAGCAGAGCAGUCAGAGCCAUCAGGUCUGCUCGGACCAGGAGGAGAGCUCGAGUGAUAUGACGGUGCGUGCUGCUCAGUCUCCAGCUGAGGCGAUCGGCUCUCCUCUUGGGAAGGUGCUGUGGAGCUUCCUGGCCUUCCGAGGUGGAGAGCUAGCGUGCUUAGCUGCGUGUGGACGUGCGUUGGCUUCUGUGCACGUGAUGAGUCAGGUAGCGGAGAAGAGCAUCGAGAAGUGGAUCAUCGAGGAACGGAAGGGCGUGUGGGACGCGUUGGCGCUGCGACUGCAAGUGCCAGAGCUCAGUGGGGACGAGUUCGAGGCCGCAUGUCUGGAGCAAGGCAAGCUGUUGACUAUGCAGGUUCUCUUCCUACAGCAGCUACGUCGUGCUCCGGUAUUGACCGAGUCGUUGAGUCUGGCGCUGCUGACGAAGCUCUUGAACUGGCUGCAGCGCGCUCGGUGCGGAAGGAGUGCUCUGGCGCAGAUGAAGCUGCUGUUCCUGGCGGCCGAAGUGACGAACUUUGUGUGUAAACCGCUGGCGGAGGUGCUGCCGUCGACGCUGAAGAAGCAGAUGCUGCGUCAACUGUGCGAUCUGCUACUGGAACUGGGCCACGCACGGCGCAACAACGGCAUUAUGAAGGCCAUCGGUCUCGGUGGCUCGCUGCAGUAUGGCGUCGAGUUCCACGUCUCGUGCUUGGCAGCGGGUGUGUUUCUACGUCUGCAGACGCGGAACGGGGCGCCGUUACGAGUGGAUGAUCGGAUCCCGUUCAAGAUGACUCGCACGACCGAGAAACACUUGAAGUCUCUGGAGACGAUGCUGCAGAGUAAAGACGCUUUCCAGUUGGGGCGAAGAGCGGACGCGUUGGUGGACUUUGCUCGAGAUCCGCGUCGAAGUCUCGCAGACCAAGACGAGUUCUUUGUGACGCUGUUCUCGAGCAUGUAUCCAGCUCAGGGGUGGCUAUUAGCUAAGUGUCUGCCUCAUUAAAAAGAGUAAUAGAAAAAAGGUAGCGUAGUCGAGCG
Messenger RNA from Phytophthora infestans T30-4, 10103 nucleotides. RefSeq lists its product as uncharacterized. The transcript has 2 exons. Gene Ontology annotation, biological process: autophagosome maturation. Lineage: Eukaryota; Oomycota; Peronosporomycetes; Peronosporales; Peronosporaceae. The record is from RefSeq and is a predicted model, not a curated record. Gene Ontology annotation, cellular component: cytoplasm. The coding region runs from base 1 to 10068 and encodes 3355 amino acids.